AUGGUCUUGAAAUUUGAGAAUUUUGUGGAGAUCUAUAUUAUCAAAUUUUCUCCUCAGGACUCUGUGAUUGUUGAGGAUGUGGCCGUGGUCUUUAGCCAGGAAGAGUGGGCUUUGCUGGAUCUUGUUCAGAGGAAACUCUACAGAGAUGUGAUGAUAGAAACCUUCAGAAACCUGGCCUCAGUAGUCUCUCAUAACAUUAAUAGUGGAGAAAAGUUACCUAGUGAGCAAGUAAUGGUUCGAUUCAUCAAGAAUAGUACCUGGUCCUCCAUGUUAGAAGUCUUCAAACGGCAUGUCAAUAAAGAUCAACGUAAAAACCAGGGAAGACAUUUACGAAAUCAUAUGGUAGAGAACCUCUGUGGAAGUAAUGAAAUCAAUCAAUGUGGGAAAACCGUCAUCCAGAUUCCCAAUCUUACUCCGUUAAAAGGAAAUCCUCCAGAAGUAAAUCCUAUUGAAUACUGUGAAUUUGGAAAUGCUUUCAUGGAUCAUUCAUCCUAUAAACAUCAUAGCAGAUCUCACAAUGGAUGCAAUACCUGUUCGUGUAAGAAAUGUGAAGAUGCCUACAAUUGUCCUUCUACCCUUAUCACUCCUGUAAGAACUGUUAGUAGGAAAAAAAUACAUAAAUGUAAGGUAUGUGGGAAUGAUUUCAUUUAUAGUUUAUCUCUACAAAAUCCUGUGACAACACUCACUGGUGAGAAACGCUAUAAAUGUAAUAAUUGUGGAAAACAUUUAUGUACUUUCUUAUCCUGUCGGACACACAUGAGCAGUCAUAAGCGUGAAUGUAAAGAAUGUUGUCAAACCUAUAGUCUUCAAUCACUCAUUUUACAUAAAAAAAUUCAAAACAGUGCUAAGCCUUAUGAUGAAUGUAAGGAAUGUGGGAAAGCCUUUAGUGAUUCCUCAUCCCUCAGUCAACAUACAAGAACUCACAGUGUAGUGAGGCCUUUUGAAUGUAAGGAAUGUGGGAAAGCCUUUAGUGAUUCCUCAUCCCUCAGUCAACAUACAAGAACUCACAGUGUAGUGAGGCCUUUUGACUGUAAGGAAUGUGGGAAAGCCUUUAGGUGUUCAUCAAACCUCACUACUCAUAUCAGAACUCACAGUGGAGAGAAGCCUUUUAAAUGUAAAGAAUGUUGGAAAGCCUUUAGUGAUUCCUCAGCCCUCAGUACACAUAUAAGAACUCACACUGGAGAGAGACCCUAUGAGUGUAACAAAUGUGGGAAAGCCUUUAGUCGUUCUUCAUCCCUCACUACACAUAUAAGAAUUCACAGCGGAGUUAGACCUUAUGAAUGUAAGCAAUGUGGGAAAACCUUUAGUCAGGCCGCACACCUAACUACACAUAAAAGAACUCACAGCGGAGAGAGACCUUAUGGGUGUAACAAAUGUGGGAAAGCCUUUAGUGACUCCUCAGCCCUUAGUACACAUAUAAGAACUCACAGUGGAGAGAAGCCUUAUAAAUGUAAGGAAUGUGGGAAAGCCUUCCGUGAUUCCUCAACCCUCACUGCACAUAUAAGAACUCACACUGGAGAGAAGCCCUAUGAAUGUGAUGAAUGUGGGAAAGUUUUCAGUCGUUCUUCAUCCCUCACUACACAUAUAAGAACUCACAGUGGUGUUAGGCCUUAUGAAUGUAAACAAUGUGGAAAAGCCUUUAGUCAGGCUUCACACCUCACUACACAUAUAAGAACUCACAGCAGAGAGAGGCCUUAUAAAUGCAAGGAAUGUGGGAAAGCCUUUAGUGAUUCCUCCGCUCUUACUACACAUAUAAGAACUCACAGUGGAGAGAGGCCUUAUGGAUGUAAAGAGUGUGGAAAAGCCUUUAGUAAAUCAUCAAACCUCAAUACACAUAUAAUAACUCACAAUGGACAGAAAUCUUAUGAAUGUAAGAAAUGUUGUUAG
Messenger RNA from Chrysochloris asiatica (Cape golden mole), 1887 nucleotides. It is a transcript of the gene ZNF699, whose product is annotated as zinc finger protein 699. Gene Ontology annotation, biological process: negative regulation of transcription by RNA polymerase II. Gene Ontology annotation, molecular function: DNA-binding transcription repressor activity, RNA polymerase II-specific. The record is from RefSeq and is a predicted model, not a curated record. The transcript has 4 exons. Bases 1 to 1887 code for a protein of 628 amino acids. NCBI's taxonomy places the organism in Eukaryota, Metazoa, Chordata, Mammalia, Afrosoricida, Chrysochloridae.